AUGUCAAUGCGAGAUCCCCCAUGUGAGGUGAUCGCAAUAUGGGGCUCGUCAUACAUUGACGUGACCCUGGCUUCUCCUGUCAUGAGCCGCUUCGUCGGCGAGUGGAAGGUCAGAGAAGCUUGGACGACGAGUGACCACAACUCCCUUGACAGGUUAAGGGUGCCGAAGGUCAGGGGCAAGGACCAGCGCGCUCUGACCACUGUUCGGUUCGACGUAAGUCGGGCCGACUGGGAGAGUUUCGCUGAGAGCCUAACCGAUCUAUCUAGAUCGAGACUCGAGAUUCUCGACCUGGAGUCUGCCCGGGACGAGGAGAGCUUCGCUAAAGUCCUCAUAGAAGUCUUCAUAGAAGCCUCAGGACAGGCCAUGCCCAGAAAGAGGCGCUUUAGAAAGUCCAACCCGUGGUGGACGAAGGAAUUGACGAUCCUCAAGAAGGACGUCUAUAGAAAAAGACGGGCUCUCCAGCAGGAAAGCGAUAUGUCAGCGCGCCUCGUUGCGCAAGACAAAGAGCAAGAGCUGGCAGGAAUUUGGCUGGGAAACUCGGAGCCCUGGGGUUUCGUGUACAAACACGCGGCUCAGAAGCUACGGGUGGACAAAAUACUAAGCAGCCUUCGAACUGAAAACUCCUCGACUGCCACCCUAGAGGAAACUGCCGGACGCCUGCUGGAGGUGCACGUCCCGGAAGACCGGAAGAAUGAGAACACGCCUGAGCAGCGUGGAAUAAGAGAAAGUGUACGUAUCGUACCAGACACCAACGACGCCCCGUUCUUCAAGGAGGCAGAAAUCGUCGAAGCUGCAAAAUCUCUGAAGUCUAAUAAAGCGCCCGGCCUCGACCUCUUAGAGGUUGCAGUUGUGCGGGCAGCUUCAAGGCCAAUACCCGGGAAACUCUUCGAGAAGCUCCUAAAGGAGUGA
Harpegnathos saltator (Jerdon's jumping ant) is the source of this 909-nucleotide messenger RNA. RefSeq lists its product as uncharacterized. The transcript has 4 exons. Lineage: Eukaryota; Metazoa; Arthropoda; Insecta; Hymenoptera; Formicidae. The record is from RefSeq and is a predicted model, not a curated record. The coding region runs from base 1 to 909 and encodes 302 amino acids.